GCCUCACCUCCUCCCCCCUUCCGCCCCGCGCCUCUCAGCCAGCAAAAAAAAAAAAAGAAUAAAUACCCUCGACAAUCUUCCAAAGAAGCCGCCGCACCUUAUCAUGGACACCAAUAUGGAAGAUGUCGGGCGAGGGCCGACCGACGUGGCGCCGGUGCACACGGAGCCCGCGACGAGAUCGACGCUGGAACAGUGGAUUGAGAAUCUGAUGAACUGCAAACAGCUGUCCGAGGCCGACGUCCAGCGGCUGUGCGACAUGGGUCGAGAAGUCGUCCAGGAUGAAUCAAAUGUGCAGCCAGUGAAAUGCCCCGUCACAGUCUGUGGCGAUAUCCACGGCCAGUUCCACGACCUGAUGGAGCUGUUCAAGAUUGGCGGCCCCAGCCCCGACACCAACUAUCUCUUCAUGGGUGACUACGUCGACAGAGGCUACUACUCGGUCGAGACGGUGUCGCUCCUCGUCGCCCUCAAGAUCCGCUACCCGCAACGCAUCACGAUCCUGCGCGGCAACCACGAGUCGCGCCAGAUCACACAGGUGUACGGCUUCUACGACGAGUGCCUCCGCAAGUACGGCAACGCAAACGUGUGGAAGAUAUUCACCGACUUCUUCGACUACCUGCCCCUGACGGCCCUGAUCGAGAACCAGAUCUUCUGCCUCCACGGCGGCCUGUCCCCCAGCAUCGACACACUAGAUAACAUCAGGGCCCUCGAUCGAGUCCAGGAGGUCCCCCACGAGGGCCCCAUGUGCGACCUGCUGUGGUCCGACCCCGACGACCGCUGCGGCUGGGGCAUCUCUCCCCGCGGUGCGGGGUACACCUUUGGCCAGGACAUCUCGGAGGCCUUCAACCACAACAACGGCCUGACGCUGGUGGCGCGUGCGCAUCAGCUCGUCAUGGAGGGAUACAACUGGUCUCAGGACCGCAACGUGGUGACCAUCUUUUCUGCUCCAAACUACUGCUACCGAUGCGGUAACCAAGCCGCCAUAAUGGAGAUUGACGAGCAUCUGAAAUAUACCUUCCUGCAAUUCGAUCCGUGUCCGAGAGCCGGAGAACCAAUGGUUUCUAGACGCACACCUGAUUACUUCCUCUAAUCUAGCACCAACGUUGUCCAUCCACCCAAGUUAUCGCUGUAAAGGGCUGUUUGCAAGAGGGUCUAUAGCUGUUAGAGCCCACGAAGCCGGGCAUCUACAAAAUAAUGUACGAUUAAUCCUACUGCCGGUCCGCGCCCACGCCGUGACGAGUCUGAAUGUGAAGAGUUGCCCAAGUGCGCCGCGCCAUGGGGACAGAAGACGGAACAGGGAUGAUGCUAUGGGGGGGUUGAGGGGAUGAUUUUAGAUGGCCGGACCCAGGAGCCGUUUGAGAUGGGAAUGUGAUAC
Molecule: messenger RNA, 1372 nt
Organism: Trichoderma reesei QM6a
Lineage: Eukaryota; Fungi; Ascomycota; Sordariomycetes; Hypocreales; Hypocreaceae
Exons: 7
Coding region: 104-1087 (327 amino acids)
Biological process (GO): peptidyl-serine dephosphorylation; mitotic cell cycle
Cellular component (GO): cytosol
Molecular function (GO): protein serine/threonine phosphatase activity
Source: RefSeq, a predicted model, not a curated record